AUGUCAGUCGACCAGCACGCUCCCAGCCCGCCUCCCGCGCAACAAGCGGCCCCUGCGCCCGACAACGCACCCGCUCAGCAAACCAACGGCGCACCCCGCCCCAGCGUCGACAACCAGCAGGGCCAGCACCCGAAGACGCCAACCGACAACACCCACGACGCGUCCACGCUCACCCAGCCUCCAGACACCUCAAUGUGCUCUCCAAAGAACCCCUCUUCAAAUGCUUCAAACCACCCCCAGCACCGCUCCUCAUUUCUCUCAAAGCUCAUCCACUUCCUCGUCCCCUGCAUCACACCCUCCAACGCACACCAAAUCGACAUCCCCGACCAGCCCCAGCCCCAGCCCCAGCAGCCCCCCUCAGAAAAACCAGCUGCAGAGCUCGAAAAGUCUCCGCCUGCCCUCCAGACUCCCCCGGACCCUUCCCCACCCACUGACCUCCCAAAGCCCUCCAUAAUCACUGACGCACGCCCAGCCACCCCGCUCGCAGACGAUGCUCAACUCAUUCUUCCCCCAACCCCAACCACACAGCUGCUGCCUGCAGAGGAAACAGAGGGCAUGACAUCCGGUGCUGUCCAACCCCCAGGCUCCAAGGGCGACACUCCAAUACACGAAAAGCCUCAUCCUUCUCCCACUGACACCGCUGUUGACGAAAACGAGUCCGAGGGUAGCUUUACCGAGGACGAAGACCUCGACGACCAGGAGGAAGAGGACAGACUGAUUCUCAACGGUGGUGCAGGCAUCCCAAUCGGCCCAGAUGGCGUGCCCAAGCCCCUCCUUCCUCCUAUUUCUCCACAGCACGCUGGCAGAAAAUGCCUCGUGCUCGACCUCGAUGAGACGCUUGUUCACAGCAGCUUCAAGUCGAUAUCCCAGGCUGAUUAUGUCGUUCCUGUGGAAAUCGAGUAUCAUUGGCAUAAUGUCUAUGUCAUUAAGCGCCCAGGUGUAGACAACUUCUUGAAGAAGAUGGGUGAAAUUUAUGAAAUCGUCGUCUUUACUGCCAGUUUAAGCAAGUACGCCGACCCCGUCCUCGAUAAGCUCGAUAUCCACCAAGUCGUAUCACAUCGACUUUUCCGAGAGAGCUGUUACAACCACAAAGGAAAUUAUGUCAAGGAUUUGUCACAACUGGGCCGCCCUAUUGCGGACACCAUCAUUCUCGACAAUUCUCCUGCUUCAUAUAUCUUCCACCCGAACAACGCUGUCCCCGUCUCUUCAUGGUUUAAUGACCCUCAUGACACCGAGCUAACUGAUCUGGUCCCAUUCCUGGCUGACCUCAGUGGCGUCGAAGAUGUUAGAGGGGUGCUAGACGGCGCUCGGUAG
This is a messenger RNA of Cyclocybe aegerita, 1314 nucleotides long. The record is from the annotation of a GenBank genome assembly. NCBI's taxonomy places the organism in Eukaryota, Fungi, Basidiomycota, Agaricomycetes, Agaricales, Hemipholiotaceae.